GCGGCGGCGGUUCCGGGGGGCGGCGGGCGGCGGCGGGCCCGGCCCGCGGAGCGCGCAGUACAUGGUAAUUCCAUCAUCUCCUGGCCAUCCAAUGAUGAAAUCAGAAGCUAAGGAUGGAGAAGAGGAAAGCCUGCAGACAGCAUUCAAAAAGCUGAGGGUUGACACAGCUGGAUGUACCACUUCUCUCUCUGUGGGUGAUGGGACAAGUCCCAGAGCAAUAGUUAGAACAGUGGCAGAUGAAACCAAACCUAAGAAUGUGUGUGCUUCUAAGGAAACCUGGCAUGGGUCUGUGAAGAAGCCCUCGAGAGGAGUUGUGAGAACCCAGCGUCGCAGGCGUUCCAAGUCUCCAAUUCUUCACCCUCCCAAGUUUAUCCAUUGCAGCACAAAAUCACAUUCCACAUGCAGCCAGCUGGUGCAGAAGAGCCAGGCUGAUGCCCAGGAGGACAGCAGUGGGUUUGGGGUGCCAGUCCCAAAGGAAGCCUGUGCACAUGAACACUGCAGCGUCACUCCGGACGUUGGCCACAAGGGAGCUGAUGAGCCUUUGGGAGUUUCUGUUGCACGGUUGACAUCAGAGAACUCUCUAGCACAGGAGAACUCUCCAGCUGCAGCUUCUCCAGCAUCCAAAACAAGCCUAAAGACUACAGAGCUUUCUGACUUCCAGUCCAUGUGCAGGCUGAACACGAGUGAGCCGUGUGCAUGUGCAGAUAAAGCCUGUCAGUGCAAACUCUGGCAAGAUAUGGAAGUGUACAAAUUCUCUGGCUUGCAGAACACUCUCCCUCUGGCACCUGAUAGAAUGGUUUGUGAGGAUCACUCCCAGCCUUUGCCAUCAAGAACUCCCUCAAGUUCUCCACGCUCUUGCUCUGAGCAAGCCAGGGCCUUUGUGGAUGAUGUGACAAUUGAAGAUCUUUCGGGGUACAUGGAGUAUUACUUGUAUAUUCCAAAGAAAAUGUCUCACAUGGCAGAAAUGAUGUACACCUGACAGCAAGGAGCACUAGAACCAGAAGGGUGGCUUAAAUCUGCCCUCAGGCACACCAUGUGAAUAUGCAACCCACUCCCUGCUCACUGUGCUUGCAAUAAAAACACUUCUUUGCAUCUCA
Messenger RNA from Camarhynchus parvulus, 1097 nucleotides. RefSeq names its product oxidative stress responsive serine rich 1 (gene OSER1). Bases 62 to 979 code for a protein of 305 amino acids. The transcript has 4 exons. The record is from RefSeq and is a predicted model, not a curated record. Gene Ontology annotation, biological process: cellular response to hydrogen peroxide. NCBI's taxonomy places the organism in Eukaryota, Metazoa, Chordata, Aves, Passeriformes, Thraupidae.